This is a messenger RNA of Phytophthora infestans T30-4, 661 nucleotides long. RefSeq names its product nucleoside diphosphate kinase B. Gene Ontology annotation, molecular function: nucleoside diphosphate kinase activity. NCBI's taxonomy places the organism in Eukaryota, Oomycota, Peronosporomycetes, Peronosporales, Peronosporaceae. The transcript has a single exon. Bases 30 to 485 code for a protein of 151 amino acids. The record is from RefSeq and is a predicted model, not a curated record. Gene Ontology annotation, biological process: GTP biosynthetic process; CTP biosynthetic process; UTP biosynthetic process.
AUCUCUGUCGGUCUCAAGACUCAAGCAGCAUGGCUCGCGAACGCACCUACAUCAUGAUCAAGCCGGACGGCGUGCAGCGCCACCUGGUGGGCGAGAUCAUCAAGCGCUUCGAGACCAAGGGCUACAAGCUCGUGGCUCUUAAGCUCGCUCGCCCGUCGGUUGAGCACCUGGAGGCCCACUACUCGGACCUGAGCGGCCGCCCCUUCUUCCCGGCUCUCAUCAAGUACAUGAGCUCGGGCCCCGUGACGUGCAUGGUCUGGGAGGGUACCAACGUUGUCCUUGAGGGCCGCAAGAUGCUCGGUGCCACCAAGCCCAGCGAGUCGGCUCUGGGCACGAUCCGUGGCGACUUCUGCGUGGACGUUGGCCGCAACGUGUGCCACGGCUCGGACUCUGUUGAUUCGGCCGAGAAGGAGAUCUCUCUUUGGUUCCCCGAGGGCCUCGUCGAGUGGUCCGCCAUGGACGACGAGUGGGUGUACGAGAACUGAAGUGUUAUCGCCCCAGUCGUCACUCCAACAGUGAAUGAAGCUGAGGUAGAGCCACCGCCUUCAGGGUGUGCGCACUGCAAUCUUCUCUAACUGUAAUCGUAACUCAGUAAUGAAAAACUCUGUCCUCGGAUGUCGCUCACAAGUCGACACUCUUGGAUUGCUUUUCUAUCUGAAAA